Messenger RNA from Aedes aegypti (yellow fever mosquito), 2675 nucleotides. It is a transcript of the gene rogdi, whose product is annotated as protein rogdi. Lineage: Eukaryota; Metazoa; Arthropoda; Insecta; Diptera; Culicidae. The record is from RefSeq and is a predicted model, not a curated record. The transcript is spliced from 6 exons. The coding region runs from base 461 to 1636 and encodes 391 amino acids. Gene Ontology annotation, cellular component: RAVE complex.
CGCCGGUUUGGGCUUAUCGGAAGCGCCUCUUUUCAAAGACACAUAUUAUUGAGUAUUUCGUGUUUGGACAUCGAGUGGGUUUGCGCUUCUUUAUUGAACAAGUAUUUCCUAUCAUCCAGUUCAAUGUUUGCUGCCGGAAUAGAUGGACUGAUGGACGUCGACGAAGGCUGUGAGCACGAGAAGCCGCCUAGUUUAUAAAACACCAUUUAAAAGUCGUAUCAUAUUGACACGAUUGAUUAGCGCAGGCCCCGGUUGUUGAAAAUAAUAAGCGAAGUAUUUAGAGGACGCAUUACGGAUGACGUCCCGGUGAGAUCGAUCGUGUAUUGGAACAGCACACGUUGUUUCUGCGGUGGAUUACAUAGUGAGCACUUGAGUUCGAUUAGUUCCGAGUCGUCGAGGUUCCCGAUACCGAGAUUGAAGAGCUCUUGAAGUGAAGUGAUUUGGGAAAUCUGGAUUUAAAAUGCCUAAAUUCAGCGGACCGAACUGGUUCUCGAAGCCCCAGUCGCGGAAAAAGUCCAAAGGUCCUCCGCCGAAGGGAACAACUUUGGUGAGCUUUGCCGAGGACGAAGCACCAUCAUCCGGAUCCACUGCAGGCCCGGUUCCACCGCAGAAAUCCCCUCGAAAGCACCAUCGGCAUCCCGGUAAGUCUCCGAGCCAAGUUUCGUGGGCCAGUGGCAGUGAAGGAGGAAGUGCAGGUGCUUCCUUUGCAGGGGCAGAGGCUGGAGGUCAUUUCUCCCGGCAGAGCAGUAUAAGGCAAAGUGCAACCAGUCAGCGGAGUGGUUUUUCGACGUCGGGACCCAGCAGGAGGCCGCCGCCAGUCAGACGACCGAAGAAAGCGAUGGCCGAUUCCGAGAAGGAGGAAGCUGUAAACUUGCAAGUGGAGUUCGAGUGGGUGCUGCACGAGGAGGUUCACUCGGUGCUGAAACAGCUGCACGUCAUCCUGGUGGAAUGUGCCCAUCGGUUUCCGGUUCCGCUGUACGGGAACGAAGGCAAAAAGCAGGACAAGUUCGUGCUGACGGCCGCUCCGGAGCAGCUGAAAUGCGUCGUCACGCUCACCGGCGAUAGCAUAACUCAUGCGGACAUCAAUUUCAAGGUGCAACGGCAGCAGCAGCAAACCCAACGGACCACCAUCACCCAAGACUACCCGUGGAAGAUCCAACAGGUACAGGAUGCUGCCAACCACCUCCAGCAAGCAAUAAACCACAUCGACAAUGUUGAUAGUUCGUACAACUUCAAAACCUCCGACGAGGUGCUGCACAUCCUGGGGAACAUCUUGGGAGCGCUGCAGCGAGGCCGCACCUCACUGGUCGUUCCCCGGAAGAAGCCCAUCGACGAGCUGAUGAAGAGCCGAAACAUGAAGGCUCUGUCGCCCAACCUGCCGGAAGAUUUGGCCAUCAGCUUCUACAUCCAGAGCCACAAGUUGAUCUUCGUGGCCUAUCAGCUGACCAACUUUCAGGGUACGAUGAAGUUUGAUUCCUGCCAGGCCGAGUGUUCCGUACCGUGGCUGAACGAGGUGCUAGUUUUGUUCACUGUGGCGCUGCAGCUGUGCCAGCAGCUUAAGGAUAAGAUUUCAGUAUUCUCCCAGUACAAGGAUUUCACAGUUGGUUCUCGAUCGGCAUCCGCCAUGUCCUAUUGAUUGGACCAGUCGCCGGCGCCGGAUUCGCUGAUACCGUGCCGAGCUUAAUUGAGGGUUGGAUAUUUACGCGGAGCAUUGUCCAUCGGGUUCAGUUUGAGAUUUUGAUCCCCUAGGUCUCACCCAUUAUUUUCAAAAGUGUAGAGCAAGCUCCUCAGUUUUCAGACCAGGACAAAGUGGAUACGUGAAAUUAGUGAAAUCUUCGAUCCUAUUAAUUGUUAAGUAGCUUCACACUUAGUCGGACAAUGGCGUAGUUCAAGCGAAAAUCUCGUAACGGAAAUCAGUGAAAUUGGCCGUCGCCGGCCGUUGUUGAAAAUGUUUUGAUGUUUGUUGAUAAAUUACUAGGUACUCGUGCUGUUAUCGGCGGAUGUCUACAAGGUGGACGGUUGAUUCAUCGAGGGAGUUCCCCAAACAGGCCCCACAACUGCGUUAAAUUGCAAUUGUGUUUUAUCAACCAGAGCUACCAGACACGACUGGACAGACAGCCGAUAACGACACCCACAUUUAGAUAAGCGCAAGUGAAACAGAACAGAAAAAGUGAAUUAAUGUUUAAGAGUACUUAACAGGUCGUAAGUAAACUGAAAUAAUGAAAUCGUAUAGUGGCAAAUAUUUACUCAAACUUGUGCGUGCGGAACGGCGUACGAGUGUUCCGCUUUUAUGAUGGUUCCACACUUCGGUCGGCAGCCGGUCAGAAUGAGGGGGGUGUGUGCAAUCAAUCACGAUCGAUCACCGAAUGGAUGGAUCGUGCGUGAAUGGGCGAGUAUCGAACGAACAGGAAACUAUAGAUUUAGUAGUUCUUUGGUGGUAGGAAUCUCGAAAUGUCGCUACUGCAUGUAGGUACGAGGACCGGUUGCUGAACGGAGGUCGGACAAUGAACUGUGAAAUAUAUGUAGUUUAGGCACACAUAAACUAGUAAUUGUUCGAACGCAGGAGCGUUACCUUUACAACACAAGAAAUUGGUAACUUAAAGGUUUUUGAACUAUUAUUCUACAUUAGUAUGCUUUUAAUUUUUUUUAAAUAUAUUUAUUUUGAUAUAUCUUCA